CAUGGUUUUUGCCCGUAGGAAGUGCCAGCGAAACUCCAGCUGACAGUCAUUCUUUCUUUCAGUGGGCGGAGCCAGUCUUCCUCAUUAGAAUAAGGUAAACAGGGUCAACCCAAUUAUAAAUGGAAAAAAAAUGUGUCCUCUGUCAUUGAGGGUUGCAGAGAGUGGCGACUGAUUGGAGAACAUAGGUGCAGCCAUCAGCAGUAUCAGAGCAUGAGUUCCAAGUCAACAUCCAUAGGGGUCAUCGGAGCUCCUUUCUCAAAGGGCCAGCCACGAGGAGGGGUAGAAGAAGGCCCUACAGUAUUGAGAAAGGCUGGCCUGCUUCAGAAACUUAAAGAACCAGAGUAUGAUGUAAAAGAUUAUGGGGACCUGCUCUUCGCUGAUGUCCCUAAUGAUACUCCCUUCCAACUUGUGAAGAAUCCAAGGUGUGUUGGAAAAGCGAAUGAGCAGUUGGCUGGUGUGGUGGCAGAAGUCAAGAAGAGUGGAAGGACCAGCCUGGUACUGGGCGGAGACCACAGUUUGGCGAUUGGAAGCAUCUCUGGCCAUGCCAGGGUGCGCCCAGACCUCUGUGUCAUUUGGGUGGAUGCUCACACCGAUAUAAACACUCCACUGACAACCACAACUGGGAACUUACAUGGACAACCUGUGUCCUUCCUCCUGAAGGAACUGAAGGGAAAGAUGCCUGAUGUACCAGGAUUCUCCUGGGUGACUCCCUGCCUAUCUGCCAAAGAUAUUGUAUAUAUUGGCCUGAGAGACGUGGACCCUGCAGAACACUACAUUUUGAAAACUCUCGGUAUUAAAUCCUUUUCAAUGACUGAAGUGGACAAGUUGGGAAUUGGCAAGGUGAUGGAAGAAGCACUCAGCUAUCUACUAGGAAGAAAGAAAAGGCCAAUUCAUCUGAGCUUUGAUGUUGACGGACUGGACCCAUCUUUCACACCAGCUACUGGGACACCAGUUCUGGGAGGUCUGUCUUACAGAGAAGGUCUCUAUAUUACAGAAGAAAUUUAUAAAACAGGACUACUCUCAGGAUUAGAUAUAAUGGAAGUGAACCCAUCCCUGGGGAAGACACCAGAAGAAGUAACUCGAACAGUGAACACAGCCGUGGCAAUAACCUUGGCUUGUUUUGGAGUUGCUCGGGAGGGUAAUCAUAAGCCUACUGAUUACCUUAACCCAGAUAAGUAAAUGUGGAAACAUGUAAAAAUUUCACAGUUAAUGAUAUAAUUAGCAAAUCUAAUUAUUUACUUAAGCUUAUAGUUAUCUUCCCAAAGAUUUGGUCUUUCAGAAAAAUGUUUUGCCUUAGUAAAUAUUGUUAUAAUUAGUAUAAACUACAACAGUUCCUUCUUGGUGUGAAAUUCAAGAUUUGGAAAUUCUACCUUUUUUGAAAACUUCUAUUUCCCAUUUUGAUAAAAGACUUCUGAGAAGCAGAAGUAUAAUUUCCAAAUAAAAAUUUGCUGGUAUUAAAAAUAAACACAUGCCUACAUAAGCUCCCACACAGAGUGGGACUCCUGAUAUCAGGAGAUAAAGCUACGCCACCUGAUAAGGGACCAUGUUUCCAUGUUGUUCAAAAGAUGUGACUUUUAUAAUAAAUUCUUUAUAAGA
Messenger RNA from Manis javanica (Malayan pangolin), 1596 nucleotides. It is a transcript of the gene ARG1, whose product is annotated as arginase 1. Gene Ontology annotation, cellular component: nucleus; cytosol; cytoplasm. NCBI's taxonomy places the organism in Eukaryota, Metazoa, Chordata, Mammalia, Pholidota, Manidae. Gene Ontology annotation, molecular function: manganese ion binding; arginase activity. The record is from RefSeq and is a predicted model, not a curated record.